This is a messenger RNA of Arabidopsis lyrata subsp. lyrata, 686 nucleotides long. RefSeq lists its product as uncharacterized. NCBI's taxonomy places the organism in Eukaryota, Viridiplantae, Streptophyta, Magnoliopsida, Brassicales, Brassicaceae. The record is from RefSeq and is a predicted model, not a curated record.
UAAGUGUCAGGAACAAUGACAAACGUACGCAUCGUAUAUUUUCAAAACAAAACCCUAAUUUUAAUUUUCCCACCUCUCGAAUCCCCAAUUCCAGUUUUCCCGCCUCUCCAUCACACCCGCUCCUUCCUCUACAAAAUCCCUCCUUUCAUCACAAUACUCUUCUUCUUCACCAUGAAAGGAAUCUCCAGAUCGCCGGUGAGAAGAAACGACGGUUUCCACCGUUACUUGAAACCAGGGGCUCUGGCUCAGAUCCGUAAUUCUAGAAUCAACGCUAGAUCCAACUCGCCCCUGACUCGUUCUCUCACGGAUCCAGUCCACCCGCUUUCAUCUUCUACCGAGAGUCCUGUUGCUGCGCCUCCGCAGACCAUAACUAUGGACCAGAUGCCCCAUCUCUUGAGCAAGAUCUAUGGUCCGUAUCGAAUCGGUAGGAAGAAAUUUGGCCCUGCGAGAUCUGCGAUGAUGAAUUUGAACCUCCCAAACUCUAUACUUGAAUCUACGAAUGGUAAUAGCAACGUCUUGAGUAAUAAUGAUGUUUUAGUUGCUCAUUGAAUUAAGCUUAAGUUCAUUUCCCUUCUUUAUGUAGAUUACUUUGUAACUGUUACACUUUGGGGAAAUAUCUUCAAUACUCAUCAGACUUAUAUAAUUACAGUUCAAAAAUCUCAAUAAAUAGUGUUUCUUUCUCAAUC